AUGGACUGUCCGCGUACUAAUGCCUCUGCCGCCAAGGAGAGCUGGGUGAACGUGGAGAGACCCUACAGUGCUGAGGGAUAUGAAGCCCUACAGCUGUGGUGCCCCGCAGACGACUACGUGUUCUGUAUUCUUACUGACGAAACUGGUAACACUGCUGGUGUUCAAGUCUCGGUCCGCGUUGACACAUUUACUCCGGUGUAUGACAUGGAAGAUCUUGGUUUCCAAAACUGGUCGGCCGACGUUGAUGGAGAGACCAUUGAAUACUACACCAAGGCUCAAUACUUCGUGUCUGCAGAUGCGGCCACUCGUGUUGCUUACACAAACCCUGAAAAGUCACUCAUCAGAAAUGACUACGUAACAGUAGAAGGCUUCAAAGACCAGCUAGUGAAUAUAGCCAAGUAUGCCAGUGACCUCGACAGCGUCUUCACUAAGCAAGCCUGCAUUACCUGGAUGGGUCUCCACUACUACUACAACAUGACCACAGACCUGGAAUGCACUUCCACCACCAUGUUCACCUGGUUCCCCUUAUACGAUGGCGGCGAACUUGUUGGUAUGGGAUUCAUGGUGCCUGGCAAAGUUAAUUUGCCUAAAGGAGGCUUCGACCAUUAUGAACACCCUAAUAAGGCAGCGGUUAAGUUGAUCGUGAAAUCGGGCCCUAAGUGCAUGUAUGAUGAUGUCGACAAAAACGGCGUCACUACUAUGCACAUAUACUUUACAGAGCAUCCCCGUAGAAUCAUCUGUUGGUUUUAA
Molecule: messenger RNA, 750 nt
Organism: Spodoptera littoralis (African cotton leafworm)
Lineage: Eukaryota; Metazoa; Arthropoda; Insecta; Lepidoptera; Noctuidae
Source: the annotation of a GenBank genome assembly